UCAAAAGAUGUCACAGUCACGCAGCGCAUGUAAAUAAACACAUAAGCAACUUAAAAUAUAUUACAUUUUGAAUUUUAAUCGUUUUGUAGUUUGUCGAGGAACCAGUUUCAUGCUAACAGCCGAUCCGCCUACAAAGUGACAUCAUAGUUCGGGUGUGUCUGAUUAGGGAGACAUACAAAAGGGCAGGGGGUCCUCCAGGGGCCGGUUGCAUAAACUGUUUAGACUAGUCUUAAAAAGUUAGUCACCUAAUUUUUUUUCUUCAAGACUGGUCAUAACUUUUUUAAUUCAGUUAUGAAAAGGUAGAUUGGUCUUAUUUGUACUGGAAAAGUAAGACUGAUUACCCCUUGGCCACUGCUAGUUGGUCUAACUAGUUCUGAAGACACAGUCUUAACGUGGUGGCUAAGUUUAUGCAACUGACACCCAGGACAGGUUUGGGAAGCACUGGUCUACACAACUACCACUUUGAAAAGUUCAUAAAGAGAUCAGAAAUAAAAGCCUUAAUAAUCUGUUCAUUAUAUAAAGCGAUUGAGUCUCUUCUGAAAAUUUGGACUAAACCGAUAUAUAUGGAGUUGUUUAGUCCAGUGGUUCUCAAACCUGUCCUGGAGUACCCCCAGCACUGCACAUUUUGUAUGUCUCCCUAUCAGUGGCGUAACUUGGUAAUGACGGGCCCCGGGCCCCCUGGGCUGCACGGUUAUGAAGCACAUACAAACACAGCGCUCAUGUCUAGAAGGGAACCUAUAUAAGCGAAUUUGUGCCUAACCUAAUUAAUUUAGACCAACUAAAAUCAGUAUCUUAUCUGUUUCUUAUAUUAAAUUGAACAGUUCUCUUUGCGUGCGUCUCUCUCCAACACACGCAGGAAUCACGACAACAGCAUUCCUCUCCUAGAGGCGAGAGAGCACGACCAUCUCGAGGCACGCACGGUCGUAUGUACCUAAAAGAAAGAAACAUCUCCAUUCUAUUAGAAAUCUGUUGGUCUAUGUUAAAUAACAGGCGGUCUAUAGCUGUGUUAUUGCUGCUGUUAUUAGUUCUCUCUUGGCGCUCGUGCACAAUGAGCAUCUUCACACAGACGAUGGAGCGCUUUGUUCUGGUAAAAGCACGAAACAAAAUGCACACAAUCGUGUCUUUGCUCUUGAUAUAUAAUCACUGAUGAACACAACUUUGGUUUUAACUGUGGCUGUGGGGGUACUCCAGGACAGGUUUGAGAACCACUGGUUGAAGUGGUUGCAGACUGUCAACGGAGAAACCGAUAUUGACAACAGAAUUUUAAUUUCCACAAGACUGCUUUCACAUUAUAUCGCAAUUUUAAUCUUGUGUUAACUUUCUUUUCAUGUUUACCUUUGUCGCCUUACUAGCACAUAUUCAUUGCUGCUAUGACAACAAAACAAGUGUGAAGCGAAUAAAAAAAGACAAUCAUUCAAAAUUUUAUAUGUAUUUCUGCAACCGCAUUUAUUACAUCAAAUUCUACACAACAAAUUGCACUAUACAGUUAUUAGUUCAAUAAAAUAGCAUUUACACAAAUAACAUAAGCAUUAAAAAAAUCCUGUUUGCAUCCCUCAACUAUGGGUAUUAGGGUGGGGCAGCGCACAGAGGCCCAGACCAACAUCUUAAGUUCAUUUUUAUCAUCGAGAUAACAGCAGAGAAGGAAUCGAAUGAUUCGUACAAUCAGCUGCAUUAUUUUUGUUUAAAAAAAAAAAAAAUGGACAUUUUUCUCCCGUGUUUUCUUUUCCUAGUCAAAGGAGUGUCUGAUGCUGAUGCAGGUGGAGAGCUGAUGUCUGUGAUGGAGGGAGAUUCAGCCACACUAAACACUGGUGUUACAACAAACCAACAAGAAAAAAUGAUAUGGUAUUUUAAUACCACUCGCUUAGCUCAAAUUAGUGGAGAUCAGAGUAAGAUCUGUACAGAUGAAAAGUGUAAAAUAAGAUUCAGAGACAGACUGAAGCUGGAUCAUCAGACUGGAUCUCUGACCAUCACAGACACCAGAACCACAGACUCUGGACUCUAUAAACUACAGAUAAUCAACAACAGCAGGAGCAUCAGUCCACAGAUCUUCAAUGUUACUAUCACUGCUGUUUCAGAUCCAGGUCUGUCUCCAGCUGUUUCAGAUCCAGGUCUGUCUCCAGCUGCUAUAGCAGGAAUAGUUGUUGGUGUUGGUGUUGGUGUUGUUUUGAUAAUCGUUGCUGCAGCUGCUUACUGUCACAAGUGUCAGGCAGGACAAAUAAAGGACACUGAGUUGCAGCACAAUCUAGGUCAAGAUCAGAAGAAUGAUACUGUCGAAGACUCAUCCCCUAAUCAGACAGCCCCUCUAAUGAACCACGCUGCCAAUGGGACAUCCAGUAAUCAGACAGUCCCUCUAAUGGACCAUGCUGCCAAUGGGACAUCCAGUAAUCAGACAGCCCCUCUAAUGGACCACGCUGCCAAUGGGACAUCCAGUAAUCAGACAGCCCCUCUAAUGGACCACGCUGCCAAUGGGACAUCCAGUAAUCAGACAGUCCCUCUAAUGGACCACGCUGCCAAUGGGACAUCCAGUAAUCAGACAGCCCCUCUAAUGGACCACGCUGCCAAUGGGACAUCCAGUAAUCAGACAGCCCCUCUAAUGGACCACGCUGCCAAUGGGACAUCCAGUAAUCAGACAGCCCCUCUAAUGGACCACGCUGCCAAUGGGACAUCCAGUAAUCAGACAGUCCCUCUAAUGGACCACGCUGCCAAUGGGACAUCCAGUAAUCAGACAGCCCCUCUAAUGGACCACGCUGCCAAUGGGACAUCCAGUAAUCAGACAGCCCCUAAUGGACCACGCUGCCAAUGGGACAUCCAGUAAUCAGAC
Molecule: messenger RNA, 2821 nt
Organism: Onychostoma macrolepis
Lineage: Eukaryota; Metazoa; Chordata; Actinopteri; Cypriniformes; Cyprinidae
Exons: 5
Coding region: 1697-2815 (372 amino acids)
Source: RefSeq, a predicted model, not a curated record